UUCUUCUCUAUUUCUCCCGUCGCCCCCUGUCCCCCUUUUCUCCAUUCCGUUUCUCUCUUCGUCCGCCACCGGCCAUCGACGAGGACGGCCACGGCGGACGGCCAUCUUCGGCCUCCCUCCUGGCCUUCUUUUCCGACGGCACUCCUCUCCCUCCUCUCUCGCUCUUAGUCUCCUUCUCUCUCACUUUCUGAGCCUCCCACCAAAGAGGACAAGUACCGCUGACGGAAACCUCCGAUCUCCCUCGUCGCCUUCUCCUGUGACCCCUCCUUCGAAGAGGACGCCCACGAGAAGUCACCUCCGACGACCGCCGACGACCACAGAUCAAAACAUGGUGUUUUUUGAGGUAGAAAUGCAAUGGAAUGUUUUAAUUUCUCCCAACGAGCUGGAUGCAAAAGGGCUUCUGCUCCAGAAAGCGAUUAUUGUACACCUUAUGGAGGAAUUUGCAAACAGAAAGGCAUCUAAGGAGCAUGGAUACUAUGUUGCAGUAACUUCUCUGAACUCGGUAGGCGAAGGGAAGGUCCGAGGUCUCACAGGAGAUGUUCUUUUCCCUGUAACAUUCAGCUGCAUCACCCAGAAACCUGCCAAGGGUGAGAUCUUACAAGGGUCAGUGGAAAAAAUUCUUAAACAUGGCAUCUUUCUGAAAUCUGGACCAAUGGAAAGUAUAUUUCUGCCUGAAAAGACGAUGAAAGACUACCGUUAUGUUGCUGGGGAGAACCCCGUGUUUCUGAAUGAUAAGCAUUCGAAGCUGGAGAAGGACACCAUUGUGCGGUUCAAGGUUCUUGGGUUCAAGUGGUUGGAAUAUGAUAGGCAAUUUCAGUUACUAGCAACUUUAGCAGGUGAUUUCCUUGGACCUAUUUGAUUAGCUGGCAUUAAUGGACCUGCUUAUGAUAGCUUAGGGUCUUUUUGUUAGGCAGAAGCUGGCAAUUAUGUGAUAAGAGGUUUGUUUUCAGGUUCCAACCUUCUAUAUGUGCUGGUAGAUGCUGUAUGUUUUGAUGAACUUAGCCUACUUGUAAAUCUGUGGGCUGAUGUAUGUUAAACUUGAUCUGGACUUGACUGUACCGCAAAUAUAUUUAUGUUCUUGGCAGUUCUAAAAAUCCUAGAAUGCUUGUAGGUUGAGUUGUUGUGAAGUAAAAAUUGAGUCAGGCUUAACCAUUCUAA
Molecule: messenger RNA, 1158 nt
Organism: Phoenix dactylifera (date palm)
Lineage: Eukaryota; Viridiplantae; Streptophyta; Magnoliopsida; Arecales; Arecaceae
Product: DNA-directed RNA polymerase V subunit 7-like
Biological process (GO): DNA-templated transcription initiation; DNA-templated transcription
Molecular function (GO): single-stranded RNA binding; single-stranded DNA binding
Source: RefSeq, a predicted model, not a curated record